AUGGCGCGGAGAACAGUCUUGAACCAGGAGCUCAAGGAGCGUCACGUUAACAUGAUGGCAUUUACAUCUACGAUAGGCUUCGGCCUUUUCUUGAAAGCGGGGACUGUCAUAUAUCUAGCCGGGCCAGGACUCGGAACUGUGUCAAUGUUCGUUUCGUGUACUAUCAUGUGGAGUGUCAUUGCAGCAAUUGGGGAAAUGACAGCCCUAUUUCCUGUCCAGGGCCCGCUGUUCGAGUUCCCGUGCAGAUUUCUGGACGAAGGUGUGGGUUUUGCUGUAGGUUGGAUGGCAUGGUUUGCCUGGGUUGCAACGAUUGCUGCAGAACUAGUAGCGGUUGCCAAUCUCUUCACAUUUGGCUUUCCAGAACAAUAUCUGCGAGAUGUUGGUUAUCCAGAGGCGACGCUCGCCUGGGCAACUAAAGAUGAUUCUCCGGCUCUUUGGAUUACGAUAUUCCUGGCAGUCAUUCUUGCAGUCAACUUCCUACCGGUUGGCUACUAUGGAGAACUCGAGUACGUUUUUGGAUGCGCAAAGAUGAUCUUCAUAAUAGGCUUGAUCAUGAUGAACAUCAUCUUGAGCGGAAUGCAGAAGGUGCAAGUUUUUAGUGGCGGGGAUCAUUUUUGGACUUGGGAUCGUCCAUACUCGUUCGCUUCCGACGGCAUCAGUGUUCGUGGUCGGACCAAGAUCACGGGAAGCAUCGGACAAUUCCUUGCGUUCUGGCAAGCGUUGACUGCUGUAUGCUGGAGCCUAGUCGGGUUCGAGACAAUCGGCGUUACCGCAGCGGAAAACCGGGACCUCGAGCGCUGGGAAACUAUGCGUCUGGCGUCGAAGAAGUUGUCCAUACGAAUCACGACCUUGUAUACGUUGGCCACUUUUGCCGCCAGUCUAAAUGUGCCCAUGGAUGACCCGCAGCUACUAUCCAUUGCGACGGAUGCGCAUACAUCCGGUCAGCAUUCCAUCUUCGUCAUAGCCGCAGUUCGCAACCAUCUUCGAGGGUGGCCAUCUUUUUUCAACGGAUUUUUCAUUUUUUCCGCGUUGACAUCGGCCGUCAAUGCUGUUUACAUUUCCUCAAGGUUGCUCCAUGCACUGGCGUCCAUUCCGGAAGUUUGGCCUCUGUGGGCGCAGACAUUCAGGAGGCGAUUGGAAAGGACGAGUUCUCACGGAACACCAAUGUACACGGUCACGUUAUCCUGGCUAUUCGGCUUGCUUGCGUUUCUAGCAACAAAAACUUAUCCUGCUGAAAUACUGAGCAGAAUCACGACGAAUGCCACAGUCUCUUUUUUCAUCGUAUAUAGUGUCGUAGCUGCCAGCUUCAUCCCAUUCUAUCAUCGAAUCAAGGACGCAAGCGAAGACCAAGCCCUUGAGAAUAGGGAUGCAUACGACAGAGACGAUGAGCAGUACCCUUACAGAACUCACGGUCAGCUCUUUCGAAGCUGGUACGGGACCAUCUUCUGCACAUUGAUACUUCUGUUCAGCGGCUGGCGCUCGUUCUUUUCUCCAUUCAGCACACCUGACUUUAUAGUUUCCUACAUCGGUAUCGUCGUCUUUUUCGUCAUAAUUGCGUAUUACCAUAUUAGGACAGAUGGCAUAUCGCCUCUGAAAUGGAGAAGAAACGCAUGCCUGCAGAUACAACGCCCACCGCCGAAGAUUGUUGUGGCAGGACGAAGAAGAGGGACGUUGCAACUACCCAACGAGAAGAAAAUGUUUGCAAUCGAAAAUCUCGAGGCCGUUGCAGGCUGGCUCUGGUGUUGGAUUCGAUAG
This is a messenger RNA of Verruconis gallopava, 1755 nucleotides long. RefSeq lists its product as uncharacterized. Gene Ontology annotation, cellular component: membrane. The record is from RefSeq and is a predicted model, not a curated record. Gene Ontology annotation, molecular function: amino acid transmembrane transporter activity. Gene Ontology annotation, biological process: amino acid transmembrane transport. The transcript has 8 exons. Bases 1 to 1755 code for a protein of 584 amino acids. Lineage: Eukaryota; Fungi; Ascomycota; Dothideomycetes; Venturiales; Sympoventuriaceae.